AUGACAGCAUAUCAAAAUGACACGAGCUCCACUGACUUCCUCCUGAACUGCUUUGUCAGGUCCCCUCAUGGGCGACUCUGGAUGUCCCUGCCUCUCAGCCUCCUCCUCCUCCUGGCCAUGGGGGCCAACAUCACCCUCCUGAUCACUAUCCGCAUGGAGGCAGCCCUGCAUCAGCCCUUGUACUACCUGCUCUGCUUCCUUUCCCUGCUGGAUAUUGUGCUCUGCCUCACUGUCAUCCCCAAGGUCCUGACCAUCUUCUGGUUUGACAGCAAAUCCAUCAGCUUCUCUGCUUGCUUCAUUCAGAUGUUCAUUAUGAACAGCUUUCUAGCCAUGGAGUCCUGCACCUUCAUGGUCAUGGCCUAUGAUCGCUAUGUGGCCAUCUGUCACCCUCUGAGGUAUCCUUCCAUCAUCAAUGACCAAUUUGUGAUCUGGGCUGCCAUCUUUAUUUUGGCCAGGAAUAUCCUUUUUCCUAUGCCCAUUCCCAUUCUUUCAGCACGACUCCAUUACUGCAGGAAAAAUGUCAUUGAGAACUGCAUCUGUGCCAAUAUGUCUGUCUCCAAGCUCUCUUGUGAUGACGUCACUCUCAAUCGCCUUUAUCAGUUUGCUGGAGGCUGGACUUUGCUGGGCUCUGACCUCAUCCUCAUCUUCCUCUCUUACACCUUCAUACUGAGAGCUGUACUGAGACUCAAGGCAGAGGGUGCUGUGGCCAAAGCCCUAAGUACCUGUGGCUCCCAUUUCAUCCUUAUUCUCUUCUUUAGCACCAUCCUUCUGGUCUUUGUCCUCACGCAUGUGACUAAGAAGAAAGUCUCUCCUGAUGUGCCAGUCUUGCUUAAUGUCCUCCACCAUGUCAUCCCUGCAGCCCUCAACCCCAUUGUUUAUGGGGUGAGAACCCAGGAGAUUAAACAAGGAAUCCAGAGGUUGCUGAAGAAAGGAUGGGCCUAA
Messenger RNA from Octodon degus (degu), 942 nucleotides. RefSeq names its product olfactory receptor 56A3. Gene Ontology annotation, molecular function: olfactory receptor activity; G protein-coupled receptor activity. The transcript has a single exon. Gene Ontology annotation, biological process: G protein-coupled receptor signaling pathway. Bases 1 to 942 code for a protein of 313 amino acids. Gene Ontology annotation, cellular component: membrane. The record is from RefSeq and is a predicted model, not a curated record. NCBI's taxonomy places the organism in Eukaryota, Metazoa, Chordata, Mammalia, Rodentia, Octodontidae.